GAACCCGCAACCUCAUGGUUCCUAGUCGGAUUCGGUAACCACUGCGCCAUGACAGGAACUCCUGUAUUUUUCUUUAAAGCAUUCUCAACAAACUUUUUAGUCUUAGUUAGUUGAGGAAUUAUGGAGAAGACAAUGAUUUUUCUUCUAGAAUGGUAUUGUGGAUGAAGGAACAGCAGGAAAGGGUUUUCUGUGUGAGUUCCAACUGGCUUUCACAGUAAGUCUAUUUCUGUGCCAUGCUUCAACAGUUUCCUUUGCCUUCAUUUGAAUAAACUGCUAAAAUCAGACCUCAGAAUUAAAACUGGUGAGAGAAUCCCUUUUUGAGUAUACUUCUUUUCAAAAAUAAAUGUGCAGAAGAGAGGAGACAAGAUGGUAGAGUAGAAGGGAUUGAGGUAACCUCCUCUCAUAAAAAGACCAAAUGCACAACUAACUGCUGAACAAACAUUGACAAAAUAGAUUGGAAACUAGCAAAGAAGAUAUCCUACAUCUGAGGACAAAGAAGGCAUAGAGGCCCUUGCAUGGGAGCUAGAGUUCCAAACCCCAUGUCAGGUUCCUGAGUCUGGGGAUCUGGCUUUGGAAGAGGAACCUCCAGAGCAUUUGGUAUUGAAGGCCAGCAGGGCUUGAGUGCAGGAGCUCCACAGGACUGGUGGAAACACAAACUCCGCCCUUGGAGGGUGCACACAAGAUUUCAUGUGCACUGGGUCCCAAGACAAAGCAGGGACUCCAUGAGAAUCUGGGCCAGACCUACCUGAAGGUCUUGGAGUGUCUCCUGGGCAAGCAGAGGUCAGCUGAGGCUCAUUGUGGGGGCAGGACACUGGAGGCAGAGGUCCCAGGUCCCGUAGUUAUGUGUGUAAGCUCCCUGGAGCCUAGCCCUUCCUGACAACUUGCAGGCAUCAAUGCGGAGAAGCCCCAGGUUGAACAACAAACAGAAUGGGAACACAAACCCACCCAUCAAAUAAACAGGUAGCCUAAAGUCUUCCUAGGUACUCAAGCACUUCUGAUUCUACCUUUCAACGCAGCCCUGCCCACCAGAGGGAGGAGACCCAGCUCUUCCUGCCUGUGGGCAGGCACCAGUCCCUCCUGUCAGGAAGCCAGUGCCAAUCCUUGGACCAGCUUUACCCUCAAUGAAGCACACACCAGAAGCAAGAGAGGUUACAAUCCUGCAACCUGCAGAAAGGAGACCACAAACAUAAAAAGAUAGACAAAGUGAAAUGGCAGAGAAAUACACUCUAGAUGAAGGAGUAAGACAAAACCUCAGAACAAAAAUUAAGUGGAGAUAGGCAACCUACAUGAAAAAGAGUUUAGAAUAAUGAUAACAAGGAUGAUCUCUGAUCUAGGAAAAAUAAUUUGAAGCAAAUAUUGAGAAAUUACAAGAAAUGUUUAACAAAGAAAUAGAAGAUUUAAAGAACAAAAAGAUUAACAAUAUAACUGAAGUUAAAAAUACACUAGAAGGAAUCAGUAGCAGGAUCCAUGAGGCAGAGGAAUGACUGAGAUUGAAGACAGACUGGUAGAAAUCACUGAUGCAAAACAGAAUAGAGAAAAAAGAGUGAAAAGAAAUGAGGACAGUCUAAGAGACAUCUGGGACAAAAUUAAAUGCACCAACAGUUGCAUUUUAGGGAGUUAGAGAAGGAGAAGAGAGAGAGAAAGGGCCUGAGAAAAUAUUUGAAGAUCUAAUAGAUUAAAACUUCCAUAACAUGGGAAAGGAAACAUUAAUUCGAGUCUAGGAAGCAUAGCUAGUCCUAUAUGGGGUAAACCCAAGAAGGAAAACUCAAGAGACAUACAUUCAUCACACUGGCUCAAUUAAAGACAAAAUAUUAAAAGCAACUAAGGAAAAGCAACACAUAACAUACAGAGGUACUGUAUGUUAUUUGAUUUUUUUUUUUAGCAGAAACUGCAUGCCAGAAAGGAGCGGCAGGACAUAUUUGAAGUGAUUAAAGGGAAAAAUCUACAACCAAGAAUAUUCCACCCUGCAAGGCUUUCAUUCAGAUUCGAUGGAGAAAUCAAAAGCUUUAUAGACAAGCAAAUGUUAAGAAAGUUCAGCACCAUUAAACCAACUUUAUAGAAAAUAGUAAAGGAGCUUCUCCAGGUGGAAAAAAAAAAAAGGCCACAACUAGAAACAAAAUUAAAAUUUGAGAAGGUUCACCUGUAAAGGCAAAGGUAGUAAAGAUAGGAAAUCAUCCACACACAAAUAUAAUAUCACAACUGGCAUUCAUGAGGGAAGGAGGAUAUGACUGCAGGAUAUUUGAGAGCCAUUUGAAAUUGUAUGAACAGCAGUGUAAACCAAUCAUGUGCAUGUGUGUCUAACAGACACACACACUGUGCACGCACACACACACAUGUGCACGCACACACACACACUGAUAUAUCAAAAUCUCAUAGUAACUGCAAGCCAAAAAUCUGUGAUAGGAACAUAUACAACCAAAAAGCAACCUUAACACUGUACUAAAGAUAGUCAUCAGAAUACAACUGAAGAGAACAAAAGAGGAAGGGAAAAAUAGACCAACAAAACCCCCAAAGAAGUAACAAAAUGGCAAUAAGAACAUACAUAUCAAUGAUUACUUAAAUGUAAAUGAAUUAAAUGCUCCAGUCAAAAAACAUGGACUGGCUGAAUGGAUCCAAAACUAAGGUCCAUAUAUAUGUUGUCUCCAAGAGACCACUUCAGAUCUAGAGACACAUACAAAGAAAGUGAGAAGAUGAAAAAGGUAUUCCUCACAAAUGGAAAUCAGAUGAAAACUAGAGUAGCAAUAUUCAUAUCAGACAAAAUAGACUUUAAAGAUUGCAAGAGAUGGAUAAAAUCUCAGAUGAAGGACAUUAAAGAAAAAAAAACUAUCACUGUUUGCAGAUGACAUGGUACUAUACAGAGACAAUUCUGAAGGUGUUGUCAGAAAAUUUCUAAAGCUCAUCAAUAAAUUGGUAAAGUUACAGGAUACAAAAUUAAUAUACAGAACUCUCUCAAAUUUCUAUACCUGACAACCAUAAAUCAGUGAGAGAAGUUAAUGAAACAAUGCCAUUCACUGUUGUAUGAAAAAUAAUAAAAUACCCAGGAAUAAACCUACUUAAGGAGGCAAAAGACCUGUACUCUGAAAACUAUAAGAUGCUGUUUAAAGAAAUCAAAAAUGAUAUAAAAAGAUGGAAAAAUGCACAGUGUUCUUGGAUAAAUCUCAUCUUGGGCCACAAAUCCAGCCUCAUUGCACUUAAAAAAUUGAAAUCAUAUGGAGCGUCUUUUCUAACCACAACACUGUAAGUUUAGAAAUCAGCUACAAGGAAAAAAAAACUGCAGAAACCACAAACACUUGGAAACUUCAGCAAUAUGCUACUAAACAACUAAUGGAUCACUGAAGAAAAUCAAGGAGGAAAUUUAAAAAUACCUGGAUAUAAAUGAUAAUGAAGACAAUGAUUCAAAACCUAUGGGAUGCAGCUAAGCAGUUCUAAGGGCCAAAUGUUCUGAAAAAGAUUCUGCAUGGGAAUGGCUUGCCUCACAAUGACGGAAAUGGAAGGAACAUCCACAUCUCCUGUACAUCAGAAUGGUGAUAUUCCUGGAAAUGCUAAUUCUGUGAAGCAAAUAGAUCCAGUCCUACAGGUCUAUCUUUAUCACUCCCUUGGGAAAGCUGAGGGGGAUUAUUUGAAGUUUCCAGCUGGAGAGUAUGUUGCAGAAGAAAUUUGUGUUGCUGCUUCUAAAGCUUGUGGAAUCACACCUGUGUAUCAUAGUAUGUUUGCUUUAAUGAAUGAAACAGAAAGGAUCUGGUAUCCACCCAACCAUGUCUUCCAUGUAGAUGAAUCUACCAGGCACAAUGUACUCUACAGAAUCAGAUUUUACUUUCCUUACUGGUACUGUAAUGGCAGCAACAGAACCUAUCGGCAUGGAAUAUCUCGAGGUGCUGAAGCUCCUCUUCUUGAUGACUUUGUCAUGUCUUACCUUUUUGCUCAGUGGCGACAUGAUUUUUUGUAUGGAUGGGUAAAGAUACCUGUGACUCAUGAAACUCAGGAAGAAUGUCUUGGGAUGGCAGUGUUAGAUAUGAUGAGAAUAGCCAAAGAAAAGGAUCAAACCCCACUGGACAUCUAUAGUUCUGUCAGCUACAAGACAUUCUUACCAAAAUGUGUUCGAGCAAAGAUCCAAGACUAUCAUAUUUUGACAAGGAAGCGAAUAAGGUACAGAUUUCGCAGAUUUAUUGAGCAAUUCAGCCAUUGCAAAGCCACUGCCAGAAACUUGAAACUUAAAUAUCUUAUAAAUCUGGAAACUCUUCAGUCUGCCUUCUACACAGAACAGUUUGAAGUAAAAGAACCUGGAAGAGGUCCUUCAGGUGAGGAGAUUUUUGCAACCAUUAUAAUAACUGGAAACGGUGGAAUUCAGUGGUCAAGAGGGAAACAUAAAGAAAGUGAGACACUGACAGAACAGGAUUUACAAUUAUAUUGUGAUUUUCCUGAUAUCAUUGAUGUCAGUAUUAAACAGGCAAACCAAGAAGGCUCAAAUGAAAGCAGAAUUGUAACUAUUCAUAAGCAAGAUGGCAAAAGUCUGGAAAUUGAGCUUAGCUCAUUAAGAGAAGCUUUGUCUUUUGUAUCGUUAAUUGAUGGAUAUUAUAGAUUAACUGCAGACGCACAUCAUUACCUUUGUAAAGAAGUAGCACCUCCAAUGGUGCUUGAAAAUAUACAAAGCAACUGUCAUGGCCCAAUUUCAAUGGAUUUUGCCAUCAGUAAACUGAAGAAAGCAGGUAAUCAGACUGGACUCUUUGUACUUCGAUGCAGUCCUAAGGACUUUAAUAAAUAUUUUCUGACUUUUGCUGUUGAGCGAGAAAAUGUCACUGAAUAUAAGCACUGUUUGAUUACAAAAAAUGAGAAUGGCGAAUACAACCUCAGUGGUACUAGGAAGAACUUCAGUAACCUUAAAGAUCUUUUGAAUUGUUACCAAAUGGAAACUGUUCGUUCAGACAGUAUAAUUUUCCAGUUUACUAAAUGCUGUCCCCCAAAGCCAAAAGAUAAGUCAAACCUUCUAGUCUUUAGAACCAAUGGUAUUUCUGAUGUGCCAACCUCACCAACAUUACAGAGGCAUAAUAAUGUGAACCAAAUGGUGUUUCACAAAAUCAGAAAUGAAGAUUUGAUAUUUAAUGAAAGUCUUGGCCAAGGCACGUUUACAAAAAUUUUUAAAGGUGUAAGAAGAGAAGUAGGAGACUAUGGUCAACUGCAUGAAACAGAAGUUCUUUUAAAAGUUUUGGAUAAAGCACAUAGAAACUACUCAGAGUCUUUCUUUGAAGCAGCAAGCAUGAUGAGCCAGCUUUCUCAUAAACAUCUGGUUUUAAAUUAUGGAGUAUGUGUCUGUGGAGAGGAGAAUAUUCUGGUUCAGGAGUUUGUAAAAUUUGGGUCACUGGAUACAUAUCUGAAAAAGAAUAAAAAUUCUAUAAAUAUAUUGUGGAAACUUGAAGUGGCUAAACAGUUGGCAUGGGCCAUGCAUUUUCUAGAAGAGAAAACCCUUAUUCAUGGGAAUGUGUGCGCCAAAAAUAUUCUUCUUAUCAGAGAAGAAGACAGGAAGACAGGAAAUCCUCCCUUCAUCAAACUUAGUGAUCCUGGCAUCAGUAUUACAGUUUUGCCCAAGGACAUUCUGCAGGAGAGAAUACCAUGGGUGCCUCCUGAAUGCAUUGAAAAUCCUAAAAAUCUAAACUUGGCAACAGAUAAAUGGAGUUUUGGUACCACUUUGUGGGAAAUCUGCAGUGGAGGUGAUAAGCCUCUGAAUGCUUUGGAUUCUCAAAGAAAGUUACAGUUUUAUGAAGAUAGGCAUCAGCUUCCUGCACCAAAGUGGACAGAAUUAGCAAAUCUUAUUAAUAAUUGUAUGGAUUAUGAACCAGAUUUUAGACCUUCUUUCAGAGCCAUCAUACGAGACCUUAAUAGCUUGUUUACUCCAGAUUAUGAACUACUAACAGAAAAUGAUAUGUUACCAAAUAUGAGAAUAGGUGCCCUAGGGUUUUCUGGUGCAUUUGAAGACCGAGACCCUACACAGUUUGAAGAGAGACACUUGAAAUUUCUACAGCAACUGGGCAAGGGUAAUUUUGGGAGUGUGGAGAUGUGCCGGUAUGACCCUCUACAAGACAACACUGGGGAAGUGGUGGCUGUGAAAAAGCUCCAGCACAGUACUGAAGAGCACCUCAGAGACUUUGAAAGGGAAAUUGAAAUCCUUAAAUCCUUGCAGCAUGACAACAUUGUAAAGUACAAGGGAGUGUGCUACAGUGCUGGUCGGCGUAAUCUAAGAUUAAUUAUGGAAUAUUUACCAUAUGGAAGUUUACGAGAUUAUCUUCAAAAACAUAAAGAACGGAUAGAUCAUAAAAAACUUCUUCAGUAUACAUCUCAGAUAUGCAAGGGUAUGGAGUAUCUUGGUACAAAGAGAUAUAUCCACAGGGAUCUGGCAACAAGGAAUAUAUUGGUGGAGAAUGAAAACAGAGUUAAAAUAGGAGAUUUUGGGUUAACCAAAGUCUUGCCACAAGACAAAGAAUACUACAAAGUGAAAGAACCUGGUGAAAGUCCCAUAUUUUGGUAUGCACCAGAAUCACUGACAGAGAGCAAGUUUUCUGUGGCCUCAGAUGUUUGGAGCUUUGGAGUGGUUCUGUAUGAACUUUUCACAUAUAUCGAGAAGAGUAAAAGCCCACCAGCGGAAUUUAUGCGUAUGAUUGGCAAUGACAAACAAGGACAGAUGAUUGUGUUUCACUUGAUAGAACUUCUGAAGAAUAAUGGAAGGUUACCACGGCCAGAUGGAUGCCCAGAUGAGAUUUAUAUAAUCAUGACAGAAUGCUGGAACAAUAAUGUAAAUCAACGCCCCUCUUUCAGAGACCUAGCUCUUCGAGUUGAUCAAAUAAGGGACAGUAUGGCUUGAUGAAAGAAAUGAACUUCAUUCUGAGACCAAAACAGACUUACAGAACAAAGUUUUAUAUUUUACAUUGCUGUAGACUACUACUGCGUACAUCAUUAUUAUGUAUAUCAUGAUGCUAGCCUGCAAAAGUAUGAAAAUACCUGCUCAAAACCUUCAAAGUCUAGUGAAUUUACCUUCACAAGGACACCAGCCAAAGACACUGAUGAAAAGUAGAGAGUUUUGUAAACAGUUUUGUGAACCUUAUCAGUCAGUUAACAUUCAUCUUUCUUUGGAAAAAGAAGAGAAAUAGACUUUUUUUCAGCUUGGAAUUAUGAGAUGAAAAAAUUGUAAAUGUUUUAGAUGCACAGAAUACAUGUGUACAGUUUUUACCACAGUGAAUGUAUAAUACCUUGGCAUCUUGUGUGGUGUUUUUCACAAGGGCUGGUAUUCAUAAAUAAUGUUUUCUAAUUUUUCCAUAGUUGAUCUAUAAUAUUUUCACUAUACAAACAAAUGAAAAUGCUCAGAUAACUGAAUAAGCACCUUUAUUUCCCUCUUCAUAUAUAUCACUGGCCAGCAAGCAAUAUAAGCAGGUGUAUACUUUUUGCUUCUUGUUCUAUGUACUUGUAAAUAUUUUUCAUGGCAAAGGGAACAAAUGUUUAGUUUUAUUUGUACAGGGAAUUUCCCUCAUCCUAAAGAAUACAUUUUGAAAUGGAUCAAGUUUACAAAGAUAUAACACAAUCUAUUUUCUUAUUUGUCUCCCUUGUAUCUGUUUGUGGCAAGUAUGUUUUUUAAAUAGAACUGUCUCCAAAUUUUUCUAAGACUACAGUUAAUAGUUUUAAAUUUUUGAGAUUAUGAACGCCAGGAAUAUUGUGAUCCCUUGAGUUGUUGGCUGCCAAUAAGAUUCUUCAAUCCCCAGGACCUAUGCUCGUACAUUAAAUUUAAGUGUAAGCCAUAAAAAAUACUGUUUUUCACAUGUAUAAGCUUAUCGAGAUACACAGUGGCAUUAGGAUUAUCUUUUUCUAAAGAAUGUAUACUUAGAGAUUUCAGAAGUCUACUGCAGUCAUAGAAGAAAUUUUCUUUUGUUAGCUUCUUAUAUACAAGGGAGAAUUGAGAGCAAAUUGGUAAAAAAAAAAAAAAGGUAUGCUUAAGUAUGCUUGUUAAUUUUAUUCAAGAGUGCCAGUAGAAAAUUCAUAAUGUAUAUCUUGAUGAAAAAUGAGCAUUUUUUCAACUAAGUAUGAAGGGUGGUUGUUGUCAUCAUUUGUUUUAGUGCUCCUCCAUUUUCGACCCCAUACCUAAAAUGUGGUAGGGUGCUUCUUUUUGUUGUUGUUGUUAUUUAUACAAAUUUUAAAAUACUUGUUAUUUUGGUUUAAAAAAAUAGUUUAUUUUCAGCACUAUAUGCUAUUUUUUUAAACUUAUGACUUGAUUAUCUUUCUGUUUGUUUGUUUUUUUUUUGAAGCUGGUUUUAAAAUGCAUAUUAUCUAAGAAAAAAAUGCCUCACACAUAAAGUUCAAGAUGUUUUGGUUGGAAGGAAGGAAAGAGAAGAAAUGCUUCUUAUAUUAUCUUUAAAGCAUUUAGCCAAAUAGUUACCAAAUGCACAAAUCAUCUAAAAUGAUAAUAUAUUAUUUUUAAAGAUUUCUAGUAAAUAUUUUGAUGAAAGUGAA
This is a messenger RNA of Sus scrofa (pig), 8490 nucleotides long. The record is from RefSeq and is a predicted model, not a curated record. Lineage: Eukaryota; Metazoa; Chordata; Mammalia; Artiodactyla; Suidae.